Messenger RNA from Dendrobium catenatum, 1376 nucleotides. RefSeq names its product caffeoylshikimate esterase. The transcript has 8 exons. Bases 188 to 1237 code for a protein of 349 amino acids. The record is from RefSeq and is a predicted model, not a curated record. Gene Ontology annotation, cellular component: membrane. Gene Ontology annotation, molecular function: lipase activity. Lineage: Eukaryota; Viridiplantae; Streptophyta; Magnoliopsida; Asparagales; Orchidaceae.
GCCCAAUCUCCCCUUCCCAUUCCUGUAUAAUUCUCACAACUCACUCUCUCUUUCCAUCUCUUCCUGAUUUGUUCUUCGGUUCACUCCCAACAUUCCGCUGAAAUCCUACCAACUCUCUCUAUCUCUCUCUCUCUCCCUCUCUCUGGUUUCUUCUGUUUUUACUUUGUGGACGACUUGACAUAGCUCAAUGGAAGUCGAAUACGAAGAAGAUUACAUUAAGAACUCCAGAGGUGUUCAGCUUUUCUCCUGCAGAUGGCUCCCCUUAUCUUCCCCAGGAAAAGCCCUUGUUUUCCUUUGCCAUGGUUAUGGCAUGGAAUGCAGUGGUUUCAUGAGAGGGUGUGGGACUAGAUUGGCAGCAGCCGGGUAUGCGGUGUAUGGCAUCGAUUAUGAGGGUCAUGGGAGAUCCAUGGGAGCUCGAUGUUACAUCAACAAGUUUGAAAACAUUGUCACCGAUUGCGACCGCUUCUUCAAAUCAAUAUGUGAGAGGGAGGAGAAUCGAGAGAAACGAAGGUUCCUAUACGGUGAAUCAAUGGGAGGAGCUGUAACACUACUACUGCACAGGAAGGACCCCAUUUAUUGGGAUGGAGCCAUCCUCGUAGCGCCCAUGUGCAAGAUAUCGGAGAAAGUGAAGCCACACCCAUUGGUUGUGGCCGUGCUGACAAGAAUGGAAGAGAUAAUCCCCAAGUGGAAGGUUGUCCCGACGAAGGACAUCUACGACAACGCCUUUAAGGAUCCUAUCAAGCGCCAAGAGAUCCGGCGCAACAAGCUGCUUUACAAGGACAAGCCACGCCUUAAGACGGCCCUAGAACUGCUCCGGACAAGCAUCGACCUAGAAGACAGCCUAACACAGGUGAUGCUCCCUUUCUUCGUACUGCACGGCGAGGCAGACACGGUAACUGAUCCAGAAGUGAGCAGAGCGCUGUUCGAACGAGCGAGCAGUCAAGACAAGACAAUGAAGCUUUACCGGGGAAUGUGGCACGGCCUAACUUCCGGCGAACCGGAUCGUAACAUCGACGUCGUCUUCGCCGACAUCGUGGCUUGGCUCGACGAUCGAACCGGCCGCCGAGCUGAACUACCGAGGCCGCCAGUCGUGAAGGAUGAUGGCGGCUCGGCCGGAUUUCAGGUUGGAUCGGCUGCAGAAGAUGUGGCGGAGUUAAGGUGCCAGCGACGGCAGCGGCGGCGUGGCAGAGUUCUGUGUGGGUUGACGGUUGGGCCACGACACCAUGCGGCGAUGUGAACAGCAAGAGCGUUUUGUAGUUGGAUUUGUAGAUGUGGAGUAAAAUAAAAUACUGGUAAUCGGUAAUUAUAGUAUAUGUUUUUGUAUAUUAAGAAUGGACUCGGAUUAUGUCCGAUUAUAUGGUGCAGUUAUCCGAUAA